GGAACGCUUAGCUGUCAAAGUCACGAUCAUCUGUCUCUAACCUCAAAGUUUUCUCCGAUCAUUUACUGGCCAAAAUAUUGCUUUUAAUUUUACAAAAUGAGGCGCCAAAUAUUAUGUUUAUCAACUAAAAUCAGGCAAAAUAAUUGCUUUAAGACUUCACCAUUGAUAAGAUUUCUGAGUACCCAAGAGGCUAUAGAUCGUCGUUAUCAUCUUUUCACGUUGGAGAAGAAAAGGCAAGCUGAGAAAAUUGGCAGAAUUGAGAAAAUCGAAGUUCAGUACAAAGGCAUACCAAAUGACUGCACUCUGGUUAUGAAUAAAGGAAUUUCAACACCUUACGACUGUGCUAGACAUUUAAGUGAAUGGCACGUAGACACUAGUGCGCUGGCUCUGCUUGAUGGCACAGUUUACUGGGACAUGCACAGACCACUUGAAGAGAACUGCACAUUGGAACUCCAAAACUUCACAGUGCCCGAGCCGCAGCAAGUGAACAGAGCAUUCUGGAGGACGUGCUCGUACAUGCUCGGCGCGUGCGCAGCCGUCGCCUUCAAGGAUACCGUGCCUGUUAAGCUUCAUAGUUUUCCGGGACCUGAUAUCCGCAGUGGUUCCUUCAUAUACGACGUGGACCUCCCAACCCUGGGAGACUGGUCCCCCUCCCACCAGGAGCUGGUAACACUAGGAGCGGAGUACGUCAAGUUGAUCCAAAAGAAUGAACCGUUGGAACGGCUGGAAGUCAGCGAGGAGUUAGCACUGGAGAUGUUUGUGGAUAACGAGCAUAAGACCAAGCAGAUUCCUAGUAUUGCUAGGAAUAAUGGUAAGGUUACGCUAUAUAAAGUGGGCAAGCAUGUGGAUAUCUCGAAGGGUCCCAUGAUCAGCCACACGGGACAAAUUGGAAGAGUAUCAGUCGUCUCCGUCCAUAAGUUGAAUGGCUCAACAAACAGUGAUUUGAAACAGCUAUACCGGUUCCAAGGAGUUGCGCUGCCAAAAGGAGUCAUCAUCAACCACUUUGCCUUCUCCAUACUCACGGAAAGAGCUAAGAAACUGAAUACAGCCAAAUCCCCGAUUUCGAAAGUGACCGAGCCUGAAGAGACUGAAAGCAUAGCGAUGAAGGCGUGAACCACCUUACCUUAAUGUUUACACGUAAUCUUAAGUAGUUGCAUAGUUAUUUGUAAGUUAUUAAAAACAUAAUAAGAAA
Molecule: messenger RNA, 1192 nt
Organism: Helicoverpa zea (corn earworm)
Lineage: Eukaryota; Metazoa; Arthropoda; Insecta; Lepidoptera; Noctuidae
Gene: mRpL39
Product: 39S ribosomal protein L39, mitochondrial
Exons: 8
Coding region: 97-1113 (338 amino acids)
Biological process (GO): threonyl-tRNA aminoacylation
Cellular component (GO): mitochondrion
Molecular function (GO): threonine-tRNA ligase activity; nucleotide binding
Source: RefSeq, a predicted model, not a curated record